Rana temporaria (common frog) is the source of this 4750-nucleotide messenger RNA. RefSeq names its product N-acetylglucosamine-1-phosphate transferase subunits alpha and beta (gene GNPTAB). The transcript has 21 exons. Lineage: Eukaryota; Metazoa; Chordata; Amphibia; Anura; Ranidae. Gene Ontology annotation, cellular component: Golgi apparatus. Gene Ontology annotation, biological process: N-glycan processing to lysosome; carbohydrate phosphorylation. The record is from RefSeq and is a predicted model, not a curated record. Gene Ontology annotation, molecular function: UDP-N-acetylglucosamine-lysosomal-enzyme N-acetylglucosaminephosphotransferase activity. The coding region runs from base 437 to 4054 and encodes 1205 amino acids.
UAACAAUCUGACAAAUGUGAAAGAAAAAGGCCUCCCACUGCCCAUACUUGUUCUGGUGACCCCCACCUCAUCCAUUGAUAGGAAAGCCCCAGAACAUUUACUAAUACAGCUCUCACGUUGCUAUCUGGGCGGUUCUCUUAGUAUUCCUCCUCACUGUGUAAAAUUCUACCAACAACAAGAAAAGAUAGCAGCGUGUUGUACAAGCCUAAAACCCCUCUGCCAACCAGCGUUUUCAAUGUGGAGAUGGAAUCCAGCUCAUCGAGCAUCAGCUUCCUUGGUCUAGGGGAGGCAGCGAGCGGGUUGGGUGACUGUGUACGGACUCGGCACUCGGCUGCUCGCGUCUGGUUCCGGGAUAGUGACAGUCUGUGGCUGAGCUCCACGUGACUUGGUGGCAGUAGCCGUGCAAGGGUGGCGGAGGGAUGCCAUCUGUUUGGCCAUGCUGCUGAAACUCCUGCAGAGACAGACCUAUACCUGCCUGUCCCACAGGUAUGGGCUGUAUCUCUGCUUUGGGGGCAUGGUGCUGAUGAUCGUCUCUGCUCUGCAGUUUGGAGAGGUGGUGCUGGAGUGGAGUCGGGAUCAGUACCAUGUUCUGUUUGAUACUUACCGGGACAACAUUGCUGGGAAAUCAUUUCAGAAAAGGCUCUGCCUCCCUAUGCCUAUUGAUGUAGUAUAUACCUGGGUAAAUGGUUCAGAUCCAGAACUUGUUAAACAGCUGCGUGAUCAACGUGACCUGAUGGAAGAAGAACAGAGGGCGUUAAGGGAUCUUCUGGGAAGCAAUAGAACUGAGCCAACAAAAAAAGGUUCUAGUGAUAAGAUGCUGGAGUGUCUUCUUACAAACUGUAUUCGGGUUCCAAUGUUGGUACUGGAUCCAUCCCUUCCUCCCAAUACUACUCUAAAGGAUCUGCAGUCUUCUCAACCUUUCUUCCAUGCAGUGAUCUCACUAUUUCAUGUUGCCAAACCCAAGAAUCCAUCAACUAAUGUCACAGUCCUUGUCUUUGACACACAGCAGGAUGCCGAAACUGCACAGCUGAAUGCUUUGUUUGAAACAAGCAAGGAGACCAUCUGGAGAGCUUAUAUGACUACAGAUAAAGAAGCCCCCGGGUUAGUGUUUCUGCACCACUUCGUUUUUCUAAGUGGAUUCCCAGCAACGUUUAAGGACACGAAUCAGCUGAAGUUAAAACUACCUGGGAGUUUAUCAUCCAAGAUUAAACAGGUGCAGCUGUACUCUGAAGCAAGUGUAGCACUUUUGCAGCUGAACAAUCCCAAAGACUUUUAUGAACUAAACAUUCAAUCAAAGAAGAACAUGACUAUAGAAGGAAAAGAGGUGACACUGAAUCCAGCUUACUUGUUAUGGGAUCUCAGUGCUGUGAGUCAGCUAAAGCAGGAUGAAGAUAUUUCUGCCAGUCGUUUUGAGGAUAAUGAAGAACUUCGCUACUCCUUGAGAUCCAUAGAAAAACAUGCUCCCUGGGUGCGUCAUGUUUUCAUCGUAACAAACGGUCAAAUACCAUCGUGGCUGAAUCUGGAUAAUCCACGAGUCACCAUCGUAACACACCAAGAAAUCUUUUUGAACACUAGUCAUUUGCCUACCUUUAGCUCUCCUGCUAUUGAAAGCCACAUUCAUCGGAUUCCUGGACUUUCUCAGAAAUUCAUAUAUAUGAACGAUGAUGUUAUGUUUGGUACACAUGUGUGGCCUGAUGAUUUUUAUAGCCAUUCAAAAGGUCAGAAGGUUUAUUUGACGUGGCCUGUUCCUAACUGUGCAGAGGGAUGUCCAGGAUCUUGGGUUAAAGAUGGUUAUUGUGACAAAGCUUGCAAUAACUCUGCAUGUGACUGGGAUGGAGGGGAUUGCCUUGGUAACACAGCAGCUGGUCGUUUUGCACCAGCCCUUGCUGGAGGAAGUAUUCUGAAUGGACAAGCCUGGCAGCCUGGAGUGGGAAUAAGUGGCACUUCCUAUUGUAAUCAAGGCUGUGCUAAUUCAUGGCUUGCUGACAAGUUCUGUGACCAAGCCUGCAAUGUGCUCAACUGUGGAUUUGACGCUGGCGAUUGUGGACAAGAUCAUCUUGGAGAAUUAUACAAGAUAAACUUUCUCCAAAACCAGACCCGUUAUGUUGUUCCUAAAGGGGAAAGUUUGCCCUACUUCAGCUUUGCUGACAUAGCUAAGAAAGCAGUGGAGGGAAGCUAUAGUGAAAACCCAAUUAUUCGCCAUGCUUCUAUUGCUAAUAAGUGGAAAACUGUUCAUCUGAUCAUGUAUUCUGGAAUGAACGCUACUGUAAUUCAUUUUAACCUCAGCUUUCAUGAUCAGAAUGACAAAGAGUUUAAAAUGCAGAUUUUUAUCGAUGUUGACACAACCGAAGAACAAAAACUUAAUAUUACACCAUCUUUACAAGAAAAGAGGGAUAUAGUAAGCACAACGCUUACCCCAGAAGCAGAAAUGCUGUUCGAGGACAUUCCUGAAGAAGACCGGUUCCCAAAGCUCAAGAAGGAGAAACAAGAUGAAGAAAUCCAUAUACCAUAUAUGAAUGUAUCUGCUCUUCCAAACAGUAUACAGCUGGCCCUACAGGAUCUUGACCUGAAGCUUAGCAAAGGUGACAUCACAUGGAAAGGGUACAACAUGUCAAAAGUGGCUUUACUUAAACAAUUUGGUAGCAUCAAGCCACAGACAGAGCAAGUUUUAUAUGCCACCAAACAGGGGAUCAAUUUAGCACACAUAUCUAAAAGCAAAAUGGUAACUGAAAACAAGGCUGUUUCCAAGAAAAUUACCUUUAAAUCAAGAGAACUAGGGCAUGAAAAUGGGAAAUCUACCACGAACAAGGAAUCCCAGCUUAAGUUCAGUGCCCUGGGCUUCAAGGUUUCCAGAUUGCCUGGAGAUGUAAUCAACCAAGAACCUGAAAUACCUAAGGAAGACAAGUUUGUUCAAGGAAGGAAACUCCAUAGUUAUCAGCCAGUUUAUGAAGGAUCCUUACCAUGGGAAAAAAGAAAGUAUUUUAAGGACCUCUUUGAUGAGAGAGAUGCUCUACUCGGUGAACUUUCUUAUAUCACCAAUGGUAAGAAAGUUGGCAGGAAACUUCAAGACACAUUUGCCGAUUCCCUCCGUCAUGUGAAUAAACUCCUUAAUGGUAAAUUUGGCUUCACGUCUCGGAAAGUUCCUGCUCACAUGCCACACAUGAUUGACCGUAUCGUUAUGCAAGAACUUCAGGAUUUGUUUCCACCAGAAUUUGACAAGACAUCAGCGCAUAAAGUGCGUCACUCAGAAGAUAUGCAGUUUGCCUUUUCCUUUUUUUACUAUCUGAUGAGUGCCAUACAGCCACUAAAUAUCUCCCAGAUAUUCUAUGAAGUUGACACUGAUGGCUCAGGAGUAUUAUCUGACAGGGAGAUUCGGACGCUAGCGACAAGAAUAAAUCAGUUGCCACUGAGUUUACAGGAUCUGACUGGAUUGGAACACAUGCUUAUCAACUGCUCCAAAACUGUACAGUUUAAUAAUACUGAGCACUUUUUUACCCCGGCAACUCAGGAAUCCUAUUAUGAUCCAAAUAUGCCGCCUGUGACCAAGCAGCUGGUAACUAAUUGUAAACCGGUAACUGAUUUGAUACGGAAAGCUUACAAGGAUAAGAAUAAAUACAGAUUUGAAAUUAUGGGAGAAGAAGACAUUGCAUUCAAGAUGAUUCGCACUAAUGUCUCCCAUGUGGUUGGUCAGUUGGAUGACAUCAGGAAAAACCCCAGGAAAUUCAUCUGCCUGAAUGAUAAUAUUAACCACAUUCACAAGGAUGCACAAACAGUUAAAGCAGUCUUAAGAGAUUUCUACGAGUCCAUGUUUCCGAUUCCCUCUCAGUUUGAGCUGCCAAGAGAAUACCGCAACCGUUUUUUACACGUGCAUGAACUGCAGGAGUGGAGAAGUUACAGAGACAAACUAAAGUUCUGGACACAUUGUGUAUUGGCCACUUUGAUUGUGUUUACGGUCAUCUCCUUUUUUGCUGAACAGUUGAUUGCACUAAAAAGAAAGCUUUUUCCCAGGAGGAGAAUGCAGCCUGAAGUUACCACAGAAAGAAGUAAAGUGUGAAACAGGACUGAUUCAAUACCAGACUACCUCAUAAGUGAAUGAAGGACAGAGUCAUAUCAGCAUCUUGUUUUAAAAGAUAAAGGACUCCGCUUAAUUCGUCAUUGAUGACUCCAAUGAUAAGUAUUCCGGCUGCUAUGAGGUGGUUUCGCUUAAGUGUUAUUUCAUGGGAAGUUCAUCCUGCAAAUUUCGCAAGAGGCAUAGGUGUGUGUGAAUGCAGAUUAUUGGUGCCACUGGAAUAUAAUCUGUGAGGAUCUAACCUAUAGGUCAGCUACUGCUUUGAACAUCUGACCUUUAAAACCAAAGGAUUAUGAAAUGACAACACAUAAAGAUGAUGUGUCAUUAAAAGUGACAGCUCGGCGUGGGCAAAUCAAACCAUAUUUUUGGUUAAAUAUUUUGCUUCCAGCACUCCUUUUUGGACUGUUUUAUGUUUUAAAUUAAUUAAAUGUGUACUGCAAUCUUCAAAACAGAUAUGGAUAUCAGAAUUGUGUGACUUAUGAAUGUAUUUCUUUUAUGUGUGUAAAUAACCAGUCAAGUGCCUAUGUACAGCUAAUUCAUGUUUUGUCCUAAUGCUGGACUAAUUGUUUUAGGGGUGUUGGGUUUGCUCUGUAAUCAAGUGUUUCUUUUUCCCUUGGAAAUGCACUACUAGUUAAGCAUAUUAUCAUUUUUGACCAUUAGAAUUUCAUAUCGGAUUAGCAA